Molecule: messenger RNA, 4098 nt
Organism: Rhinolophus ferrumequinum (greater horseshoe bat)
Lineage: Eukaryota; Metazoa; Chordata; Mammalia; Chiroptera; Rhinolophidae
Gene: BTBD16
Product: BTB domain containing 16
Exons: 15
Coding region: 1-1581 (526 amino acids)
Source: RefSeq, a predicted model, not a curated record
AUGGAUAAAGUGGUGAAUUCUAUGUUUGGGGCAUUUAGCACAAUAAAAAAAAAAGCAGUCGCUACUCAGACUCUCCAACACAGCACUCGGCUAGAACGCCGGAUAGUCGGCUCAUCCAAUCGGUGGCGUUUCCCCAAAGAUGCCUUCCCCCAGGACCUGCUGGCCCUCUCCCAGGUGUGCAAGGCUAUGAACAUAGACUUUGAUGAUGCACUGAAGGACCCAGACAGGUUAUGCCUUUCAAAGAUUCAGAAAAAUGUCUCCGAGAAUUUGAAGAACGUGGCCAUCCAAAGCAGGGACACAGUGGUGAUUCUCAAAUGUCUGGGCUCUGAAUGGGAGCUCCAUCUACCUCAACUUCUUCAGUCCGGGACCUUGACCAAGCUUUACCUGCUGGCGCUGGGAGGGGGCACCACAAGCCCCAUGAAGGAACUGGAGAAUCUUCUGCAAGCGCCAGCACCGAGGAAGGUCCAAGAGAAAACCGCCAUCAACAAGAUGGUCAUUUCCUUGAAGAUCACUGACCCCAUGGUCACCAAAGUUGCCUUCGCAAUGGCCCUGAAGAACCUCUACUCGAGCCAAGCGGAGAUGAACUUGGACGACGCGCCGGGAGUGCUGGCUUCUGCUCACACUCUCCAGUUCAGCAGCCUGUUUCAAAGGUGUGUGACCGUGAUGAUGGCCGGAAUCACACCAAACAACAUCAGUAACUUCUACCUGGCCAGCUGCAAGUACAAGGCAGAGCAGCUCACCACCGCCUGCGAGAAGUGGCUGGACAUGAACUUGGUCCCUCUGAUGGGGACGCAGAUCAGCCUCCGGAAAAUCCCAAAGGAGCUACUCCACAAAGUGCUGAAAUCCCCCAGGUUGUUUACUUUUAGCGAGUUUCACCUUGUGAAAACACUACUUUUGUGGGUCUACUUGCAACUAAACCACAGAAUUCAGACAAUUCCGAUAUAUGAAACCAUGAUGGCAUUUUUUCACAGCUUCCCCAAGAAGUGUUCCUUUCUGGACCGAAAUGCAGGACAUAGCUUGAUGUCACUUUCCCUUUGCCUGCGUCUCCACGCCAUCACCAAAGGCAAGAACCUGGAGGACUUAUGGCACAUGAACUUCUUCCCCGACUCCUGGCUGGUCCAGGUUAUGGCUAACCAUUACCACGCGCUGGAGAGUGGGGGCGACAUGGUCCACGUGACAGAUCUCACCACCCAGGCGAUGAGAUUUGGGCUGCUCUUUGCCCAGGAAUAUACAACUCAUUCAAAAGUGAUUGCUGUAUAUGGAUUCUUCUUUGAGAUAAAAGGAAUAAAAAAUGAUACUACCUCUUAUAGUUUCUACAUGCAGAGAAAAAGGCACACAGACGUGGAAUUCCCCUCCUCGCUGUGCGAGCAUGGCAUUGUUAGCCUGAGACCAGAACGCCUGGUCAAGUACAAGAUCUCAGCCCAGACCCUGGUGGAUGGCAAGUGGCAGGAGUUCCGGACAAACGAAGUCACACAGAAGUUUCGAUGCAUUAAGCCAUCCUGCAAAAGCCAGGUUUUGAAAAUCCAAACUGUGGGAAUCCCGAUCUAUGUAAGUUUUUCAUUCAUCUUCCCAAGAUCUUGACAAUUUCCAGAAGGAUCUAUGGAAUGUUUUUUCUUCCACCAGUCUGCAUGAAAGAAAAUAAAAUGGCAUUAAAGGGAUUACUCAAGUAUUCAGCGGACUUUCCUAGUUAGCAGUGGUCUCCUUACAGCUUUUGCCCACUGUCUUCGUCCGUUUGGGACUGAGCUACUGGGUAGCAUACGAACAACGGAAAUCUCUAAUUUAUAAUUCUGGAGGCUGGAAGUCCAAGAUCAAGGUGUCAGCAGACCCCGUGUGGUGUCUGAUGAAGGCCCACUGCUGGGUUUAUAGAUGGCCGUCUUCUUGCUGUGUCCUCACAUGGCAGGACAGGUGGGGCAGCUCUCUGAGGCUUCUUUUACAAGGGCACUAAUCCCAUCUGUGAGGGCUCCACCCUCAGGAUCGAAUUACCUCCCAAAGGCCCAGCCCUGACUACCAUCAUCUUUGGGAGUUAGCAUUCAGCAUCUGCAUUCUGGGGGGCCACAUUCUGACCAGAGCCCCCACAUUUGUGUCAUUUGAGGAUGGAAAGCACCAGAGCUCUGAGUCCAUUUGCGGUCCCCCAAAGCCCCUGAGUCCAGCCCUAACUUGUCACACUCUUGGGGGCUCUUUGAUGGGAGCAGCAGUAACAACACCCUCCAAGUAGGAGCAUGAGGGCUCCCCUUUCACAUGUCUCUGCCUGCUCAGGACAACACACCUGGGUAUUGUCCCUGGCAGUUUGGGCUCAGCCAGAACAAGAAGUAGGAAGGGAAGGAAGCAAUUAGAAGUUUCAGACUGACUUACCUUAUUUACCAUUCCGUCUUUUUAAAUGGAACCCUGUGGUUUGGAAAAAGUAAGUUGAGAGAGUCUUUCUUUCCACCUUGUGGAGUUUUCCGUUGUAGUGUAACAAAGGACCACCAUUUAGUGGCUUAAAGGGGCACAUAUAACACGUAAUUGUUGUGGGUCAAGGGUGUUCUGCUCACGGUCUCACACGCCUACAAUCCAGUGGCAGCCAAGCUCUGUUCUUAUCUGAAAACAUGGCUGGGAAAACCCACAUCUCAGUUCAUGAGAUUGGUGACAGAUUUCUUUCCUUGCAGCUGUAUGACUGAGGGCCCAGCUGCUUAAUGGCUGUUGGGAGAAGCUGCCCAGGUCCUAGGGGCCCCCUUCAGUUAGUUCCCUGCUACAUGGCUCUCUCUAUAGCCAUUUCAGAGCAUCGCUGUUUACCCUUAAGGCCAUCAGGAGUCUCUCUCACUCUGGUCUGCUAAGACAGAGUCUUGUUUAACGUAAGGUAAUCUUGGAAGUGACAUCCCAUCACCUUGGCCGUAUUUCUCUGGGCUAGAAGUAAGUCACGUGUUCCCUCCACACUCCAGGGGAGGGAAGUGUACAAGGGGUCACCUGAGGAUGUGCCCACCACAGUGUGCUACUCAUGUCGUUGGAAAAGUGAUGGGGCAUCGCUCUUCCCAGCAGAGAACCGAUGCCCUGCGCAGAGUGACCUGGGAGGGAGAAAGACUGGUGAGAGGGCAAAGGAAGAAUCAAAGCAAAGGAACUGGAUGCUGGGUCUGUUCUCAGGUGCAUCCCUGCCCCUUCCUGCAAGCCGUGUGCCAUCUCCCUCACCAGCUUGCUCCUGGCCACGUCCAGCCAAUGGGAAGUGGUGAUGGGUACUUGGAGGGCAGGAGACCAGGAGAAGCAGGGGGUUCUCACCCUCUUGGCCACGAGGGCAUUUCCAGCAGGGGCUGAGCUGUGUCUCCUUUAUGGCUCUAGCUCACUCUGCCACCCCAGCUCCUGCCCCACAGCCUCCUGCCACAGUUCCAGUGCCCAUCAAAUGGGUCUGCUGCUGAUUCUGGAGACACCACCUUAUCCCUGUGUCCCUGUCACCCCAGGGCUGGGGGGUGAACACUUCCUUUUACUCCUCUGGGUUGCCUUUUUCUCCCCUGUUGGCCUUCUUGGUACUUCCUUCAUCUGUGUAAUUAGUUCUCUGUAUUCUAUUUAUUCUGUUUGAAAUCUCUAGAGUGGUUUCUGCUUUCCAGAGAAGUCCCUGAUAUAGAGGGUUUUGAUGAGUUGGAAGAUGUGGCCUAGUGGGGUAGAUCGUUCAAAACCAUGGCCUCAGUAAUUCCAUCCCCACAGGGCCGGGACCAGGGUGUGGCAAGUGAGGCCCUCACCUCGGGUCAAAAUACUCAGUAAUCCAGAGAAAUAGGACUGUGAUGCAAUAUUUUUAAAAAUCAAAAUCAGUGCAAAAACUCUAUAAUGGAGCUCAGUGAAUUCCUUUAAGAUGAACAUACCCAUAUAACCGGGACUCAGAGCAAAGCCAGAAACAACAGGGUCUGCACCUUAGACACCUCGCUUUGUACCCCGUCAAAGGCAAACGCUAUCCCAACUUCCACCACCCUUAAUUAGAUUGGCCAUUUGGUUUGAAUAUUUAAUAAGCAGAAGCACACGGCGUACACUCUUUUAUGCCUGUUAUUCUUUUGUUCUACACCGUGGUAACGUCCAUGUUCUACAUCAUUUGUUCUACGUCCAUGUUUGCAUAGGGAGCUGCAGUUUAUUUUCAAA